Messenger RNA from Stylonychia lemnae, 219 nucleotides. NCBI's taxonomy places the organism in Eukaryota, Ciliophora, Spirotrichea, Sporadotrichida, Oxytrichidae. The record is from the annotation of a GenBank genome assembly.
AUGAAAGAUGAUGAUUAGAUCUCAUUGAUAAAUUUUAGAAACUACCAAAUUAUCAAAGUCAUUGAUUCAAACUAUAGUCAUUAUCGAUCUUACAACAAGAAUGGCAGUUUGUUGAAUGAGAGAAUUGUAAACUAAGAAGGCAAUUUCUACAAAUUCAUUGACUUAUAAAGAGAUACUGUAUCUGCUGAGAUUAGAGAGAUGAUAAUCAGACUGGCUUGA